Messenger RNA from Drosophila hydei, 290 nucleotides. RefSeq lists its product as uncharacterized. NCBI's taxonomy places the organism in Eukaryota, Metazoa, Arthropoda, Insecta, Diptera, Drosophilidae. The record is from RefSeq and is a predicted model, not a curated record. The coding region runs from base 49 to 264 and encodes 71 amino acids. The transcript has 2 exons.
AGCUACGCAACGAGUUUCAGUUCUAUUCGCAACCCGAACGCCCUCAACAUGUACAAGCUGUUGGUUUUGCUGUCGCUGUGCGUGGCCGUUGCCUAUGCGGCCCCUGGACUGCUGCAUGCCACGCCGAUUCUGGGCAGCGCCUCGUAUCAUGGCUGGCCGGGACAGACGCUGCAGACGGUGCAGGUGGUGCGUCCCAUUUGGCCCACACACAGCAUUGUGCGACCCAUUGGACAUGGCUACGGCCAUGGUUACAGCUGGCUUUAGAUGAGCUGCAUUCAUCUAAGGCGAAA